AUUCCAUUGACUGAUAUCUUUAUCGCUCUGGCGACUCAAAUACUAUAAUGUUUGAUACGCUGUAAUUUUUAAGCGUGCAUAUUCCUGAUUUAGGGUUUUUCGCCGAGCUGUGGUUUCUGGGAUUUUUUUUUAAUCUGACGUUUGGCUUGUAUUCAGUGAGCAAUGGGUGAAAGUGGGAAGCGUCAUCGUUCAUAUCGAGAUGAUGCAGACGGAAGGAACCAGAAGAGGAGAACUGAUAGGGAUAGGGAGAGAGAUGAAAGGGGAAACGAUGAAGUGAUAGUGUACAGAAUUUUGUGUCCGGAUACUGUUAUUGGGAGUGUGAUUGGAAAGAGUGGGAAAGUGAUUAAUUCCAUUAGGCAAGACUCAAGGGCAAAGGUAAAAGUGGUGGAUCCAUUUCCAGGUUCUAGAGACAGAGUUAUUACUAUCUAUUGCUAUGUAAGGGAAAGGGAAGAGCUUGAGAUGGAUGAUGAAUUCAAUGAUAACCGGCCUCUUUGUCCCGCACAAGAUGCGCUACUCAGGGUGCAUGGGGCGAUUGCAAAUGCUGUAGCUGCACUUGGGGAUUCGGACAAUAGGAGAGACAAAGACAGGGAGGAAUGUCAGCUUCUAGUUCCAUCUAGCCAGUCUGCUAAUAUUAUUGGGAAAUCUGGUGCAACCAUUAAGAAAUUGAGGAACAAGACAAGGACACACAUCAAGGUUAAUCCUAAGGAUGCUGGUGAUCCAUCUCAUUCUUGUGCGCUGGAAUUUGACAAUUUUGUUAUGAUAUCUGGUGAGCCCGAGGCGGUCAAGAAAGCACUUUUUGCCAUUUCUGCGAUUAUGUACAAGUUUACAGCAAAGGAGAAUAUUCCUCUUGACACUUCUGUCCACGAAGCACCUCCAAGCUUCAUUAUUCCAUCAGAUGUUCCAAUGUAUCCUGCUACUGGGCUUUAUUCAAGUGUAGAACCCAUUAACCAUGCUAGACCAAUGCCUUCUACCUUGCGUCCUUCACACGCACACGAUAUCCCAGGCUAUGCUGAUGCCCGGGGAGCUUGGCCAAUAUAUUCAUCUGCUCUUCCAAUGGUGUCUGGUUACGGUGGUGCGCCGCGUUCUGAGGAACUCACCAUAAAAGUGAUGUGCCCCUCUAACAAGAUUGGUCGCAUUAUUGGGAAGGGUGGAAGUUCUAUUAAAGGUAUAAGGCAAGAGAGUGGUGCUCGUAUUGAAGUUGAGGACCCCAAGGCCAACCAUAGUGAGUGUGUCAUCACUGUGAGCUCCUAUGAGUCAUCAGAAGAUUUGAAAUCCAUGGCAGUUGAAGCUGUUUUGUUGUUACAAGGAAAGAUAAAUAGUGAAGAUGGUGAUACUGUAACUAUGCGGCUCCUUGUUCCGUCAAAGGUUAUUGGCUGCAUCAUUGGAAAAAGUGGUUCUAUAAUCAAUGAAAUUCGGAGAAGAACUUUAGCAGAUAUACGAAUUUCUAAAGGCGAGAAGCCUAAUUUUGAUUGUGGAGAUGACGAACUUGUUGAGGUAUAUGGACAAGUUGGUAAUCUGAGAGAUGCACUAAUUCAGAUUGUUUUGAGGCUCCGAGAUGAUGUAUUAAAGGAUAGGGAAGACAUGCACAAUGCAUCUACUGGUGUUGGGGCAUUAUAUGCUGGCGGUGCAUCUCUUCCAGUGUCAUCAGUUUUCCAUAGUGGACACUCUGGUGCUGCAUUAAGUUAUGACGAAAGAGCUGAAGCAGACAGUGGUUUGCGAUUACUUUCCCCCCGCGGAUAUGGAUAUGGGUCCUUAUCAAUGGAGGACACUGGCUAUGGAUCUUUGCCUUCACAUUCGGCAUCACAAUAUUCAGGGUUUUCUCGGCCAUCUGUUUUGGAAAUGGUCAUCCCUGCACAUGCGAUAGGUAAAGUAAUUGGAAAAGGCGGCACAAAUAUUGAGAAUAUACGCAAGAUAUCUGGAGCAGCUAUUGAUAUUCCAGAUUCCAAGUCUUCGCGAGGCGAUCGUGUGGCUAUAAUAUCUGGCACCUCUGAGGAAAAGCGUGCUGCUGAAAACUUGAUUCAAGCAUUCAUUAUGGCCACUUAAGGUUCAAGGGUAGCUCCAUUCGUAUGAAGUUGAAACUAGCUCAUAUCUGGGGUUUGUGAACAAAGGUUACUUCUCUCAUCCUCCUUUAGGUCCCGUUCGUGGAGAUCAAUCUUCUUCUUAGGCUUCUGGUGGAUUCUCAUCUCCUCUAUAGGGAUUCUUAUGAAGAGGCUUCUAAAAGUUUUACAUAUCUAUUUCUAAGUGGUAUUAACUCUAGUGGCUGCAUGAUAAGGAUAUAUUCGUUCAUCUGCAGCAGCAUCAUAAGAGAAUAGGAAAUUUCAUUCCUAUUCGUUUCAUUCGUCAGACUCUUCUUAAAAUCUUAUUUCCUGCAUGAUUGUCUCAUGAUUGGAUGUUGACUUGAUUUUCAAGAGUGACACAUAAUCUUAUGUAUUCCUUCCUUGCUUGCUGCUA
Salvia splendens (bonfire salvia) is the source of this 2451-nucleotide messenger RNA. Its product is annotated as KH domain-containing protein At4g18375. The transcript has 8 exons. NCBI's taxonomy places the organism in Eukaryota, Viridiplantae, Streptophyta, Magnoliopsida, Lamiales, Lamiaceae. Gene Ontology annotation, molecular function: RNA binding. Bases 163 to 2043 code for a protein of 626 amino acids. The record is from RefSeq and is a predicted model, not a curated record.